This is a messenger RNA of Malurus melanocephalus (red-backed fairy wren), 1093 nucleotides long. RefSeq names its product occludin/ELL domain containing 1 (gene OCEL1). NCBI's taxonomy places the organism in Eukaryota, Metazoa, Chordata, Aves, Passeriformes, Maluridae. Bases 271 to 801 code for a protein of 176 amino acids. The record is from RefSeq and is a predicted model, not a curated record. The transcript is spliced from 4 exons. Gene Ontology annotation, cellular component: apical plasma membrane; cytoplasmic vesicle; bicellular tight junction. Gene Ontology annotation, biological process: bicellular tight junction assembly.
UUAGGGGGGGUUAUGAAGGACCCUUUUGGGGUGCCCCGGCUCUCCCUAAGCAGCCCAGGAGGGUGGGGACACUGAGGGGAGCGGCGGUGGCCUCAUUGUGGCCAUGCGGGGCCCCCUGUCACGAUUUGGGGGUGGCACGAAGCUGUCAAUGAUUAAACUGCAGUGCCUGGCGGUGGUGGCGGUGCCUGGUGGCACUGCUGGUGAUACURCUGGGCAGCAGCCAGAGGACAUCGACCUGGGCCCGGGAGUCCUGUCGCCUCCCUCCCUGCCAUGAGACGGGCAGGGGUGGUCUGGAAGCGCCGGGAGACCCUCGGCGGUCCUGCGGUUCCCGGGAGCGGUGACAGCCCCACGUGGUCCCCGCCAUGUCCCCCGGAACGGCGACAAUGCCAUCUCAGCCCCGUCCCUCUCCUCCCGAAGACGCCGCCAGCCCAUGCCAGGCGUGUCACCUUUGAGGAUGAGGUGGUGACACCGUGGGGACCCGUCCGUUCUGCUACAGACAGCGCUGUCGCCCCAAAACUGUCCCCGCGGCACAGCGCAGUCCCGGACUAUGUGCUGAGGUACCCAGCAAUCCGGAGCCCCCGGCAGCGGGACGGGUCCAAAGGGGUUUUCCAGGACCAGCGGGAGGAAUACCUGGAUCUGCUCCGUGAGCUCCGUGUCACUUGUCACUCCCCGAGUACGACGGAUCUAUCCCGGCUGGAGAAGCUGCAGCGCUGUGAGUACCUCAAGGAGAAGCUGACGCACCUCAAGGCGCGGAUCCGGGACUACGAUCGUGUCACCGCCGCCAACCCCGGCGGCUCCUGAGCCCGCGCAAGGCCGGGACUGUUGGGGCCAAAUGGGGACAAUCCCCCGCCUCGGUCAUCCCGAGGGCUGGGCAGGGGGAGGCGGUGUCGCGGGGAGAACCCGGAGCUCACCCAUCCAUUGCACCCCUCAUUUUGGGUCUUUGGGGAGCUUCGGGGGCUCCGACCUCCUUCCUGUCCCCCGGGCUGUGUAGCCUGUCACCUCCGUGAAUUGGCGACCCCCUCCAGGGGAAGGGGGCGAGGCGGCACACGCUGCUUUAAUUUAAUAAUCAGUCUAAUUAACGCGGUGGUGGUCU